Molecule: messenger RNA, 543 nt
Organism: Auanema sp. JU1783
Lineage: Eukaryota; Metazoa; Nematoda; Chromadorea; Rhabditida; Rhabditidae
Source: the annotation of a GenBank genome assembly
AUGGUCAACAGUAAUAGGUUGUUAUUGAUUUUUUCAUUAUGUUUUCAAAUAGUUAUAACACAAUUGUUCUUUCAUAUAACAUAUCCAAAGAAGUUAUCAUAUACAUUCCAAAUGCAUCCAUCAACUCAUAUUGCAGCUCCAUUUCCACGAUAUCCAUAUAAGCAUGCUCUACUUACAUAUGCCUAUCCAUCACAUGGUUGCCAACCUUUGAAAAAUCGUAUUGUAAACAAUCAAGUUGUUCUAAUCGAAAGAGGUGAAUGCUCAUUCUUGAAGAAAGUACGUAAUGCUGAACGUGCAGGUGCUGUAGCUGUUCUUAUGACUGACUCUAAGAAUGGAGGUUAUGAUGAUUAUGUAGAAAUGAUAUCAGAUGGUAGUGAGCCAAAGGCGGGAAUACCUGCAGCAUACAUAGUUGGAGCUAGUGGUCGACGUAUUAGGGAAUACUUAUUCUAUAACAACGAUUUCGUUGAAUUAACUAUUCCAAUCAAUCAUUCUCUCACAAUGAUUCAUGAUAUUCAUAGCAAACCUCCUUGGGAGCUCUGGUAG